AUGGCCAUUGACCACACAAGCCUCCAAGUUCCAGAGGACAAGUUCCAGGAAUGUCUCAAGGUGUACCUCGCGGCCCUGAAGCCUUUAGGAUACGAAAUCGUGCACCAGUUUGGUCCCCAUGUCGUGGGGCUAGGUUCAACCAAAGACAUUGUCAAGGAUUACAAACCUUCUGAUUUUUGGAUCAUUGGUACCAAGGGAGCUACUGCUGGUGGCUUACACGUUGCGUUUAGAACACAAGAUCGAGCGUCAAUUGAUGCUUUUCAUGCGGGUGCUCUUGAAGUUGGUGCUAAGGACAAUGGGGCCCCUGGGCUGAGGGCAAAUUAUCAUCCUAAUUACUAUGCGGCGUUUGUGCUGGACCCCAUUGGAAAUAACAUUGAGGCUGUUUGUCACCUGCCGGCAUAG
Messenger RNA from Pochonia chlamydosporia 170, 402 nucleotides. Its product is annotated as glyoxalase family protein. The record is from RefSeq and is a predicted model, not a curated record. The coding region runs from base 1 to 402 and encodes 133 amino acids. The transcript is spliced from 2 exons. Lineage: Eukaryota; Fungi; Ascomycota; Sordariomycetes; Hypocreales; Clavicipitaceae.